Molecule: messenger RNA, 1428 nt
Organism: Pipistrellus kuhlii (Kuhl's pipistrelle)
Lineage: Eukaryota; Metazoa; Chordata; Mammalia; Chiroptera; Vespertilionidae
Product: basic proline-rich protein-like
Source: RefSeq, a predicted model, not a curated record
AUGCCCUUGCCCCGUGCAGCCCGGGCCCCGCCCCGGGACCUCAGCGUAGGGCGGGCAUUCGUGGCCGAACAGCCCCCUCCAGCCUUGUCUGCCUCGUCUGGAAAAGGCGGGGACAAUGGACGUGGUCCCCCCUGCGUGGGCCACAGUGCUCCUUCCACCGUCACCCCUGCUCCAGGGGCAAGUCAGAGCCCAUCAGCCCACCCACCCACAGCCUUCACUCUCCCUUCUGCUUCCCCUCCUCCCCUUCCUCCUCCUCCUCCCACUCCUCCUCCUCCUCCCCCUCCUCCUCCCCUUCCUCCUCCUCCUCCUCCUCCCCCUCCUCCCCUUCCUCCUCCCUCUUCCUCCCCUUCCUCCUCCUCCUCCCACUCCUCCUCUCCUCCUUCUUCACCUUCUUCUCCUUCCUCUCCUCCUCCCCCUCCUCCUCCCCUUCCUCCUUCCCCCCCUCCUCCUCCCCCUCCUCCUACCCUUCCCCCUCCUCCUCCCACUCCUCCUCCCCCCCCUCCUCCCCCCCCUCCUCCUUCUCCCCCUCCUCCUCCUCCCCCUCCUCCUCUUCUCCCUCCCCUUCCUCCUUCUCCACCUCCUCCUCCUUUCCCUCCUCCUCUUCCCUCUCCUCCCCCUCCUCCUCCCCUUCCUCCUCCUCCUCCACCUGCUCCUUCUGUUCCUUCUCCUCCUCUUCUUCCUCCUUCUCCUCUUUUUUCCGCCUCAUUCUCCUCCCUCUUCCCCCCCCCCCCCCUCCCCCCCCCCCUCCCCUCCCUCCCCCCUCUUCCCCCACUUCCUCCUCCUCCUCCCCCUCCUCCUCCUCCUCCCCCUCCUCCUCCCCCUCCUCCUCCCCUUCCUUCUCCCCCCCUUCCUCCUCCCCCUCCUCCUCCCCUUCCUCCUCCUCCUCCUCCCACUCCUCCUCCUCCUCCCCCUCCUCCUCCCCUUCCUCCCCCCCCCCCCCCCCCUCCCCCCCCCCCUCCUCCCCCUCCUCCUCCCCCUCCUCCUCCCCCUCCUCCUCCCCCUCCUCCUCCUCCUCCUCCCUCUCCUCCUCCUCCUCCCCCUCCUCCUCCCCUUCCUCCUCCUCCACCUCCUCCUCCCCCUCCUCCUCCCCUUCCUCCUCCUCCUCCUCCCACUCCUCCUCCUCCUCCCCCUCCUCCUCCUCUUCCUCCUCCUCCCCCUCCUCCUCCCCCUCCUCCUCCUCUUCCUCCUUCUCCACCUCCUCCUUUCCCUCCUCCUCUUCCCUCUCCUCCCCCUCCUCCUCCCCCUCCUCCUUCUCCUCCACCUGCUCCUCCUCCUCCUCUUCCUCCUUCUGCUCUUUCUGUUCCUCCCCCUCCUCCUCCUUCUCCCCCUCCUCCUCCUCCCCCUCCUCCUCUUCUCCCUCCUCUUCCCAUUUCUCCUCCUCCUCCCCCUCCUCCUCCCCCUCCUCCUCCUCCUCCUCCUCCCCCUCCU